UUAUCAAAAAGUAAAACAGCGACACAGUCCUCAGUCCACCCAUGUAAUCCCCCUUGUGGUCCAGAUAAAGCCAUUGAUGGCGAUAGGAAAACGUGCAUGAAGGAUAUGGGUAUAGGCAAAGGAUCUCCUGAAAAAUAUUUUUGGUGGAGCGUAGAUCUCGGGGAAAAUUACAGUAUUUACGACAUCAGUAUAGAUUUCAAGGACUACACAGACUACGUGAUAAGACAAAGAGGUCGUUUUGCCGGAUUUUCCCUUUACAUAUCCAACACUCCUAGGAAAGAUGACGGUCGUCUUUGUUACAAGAACACACUUCCGUUACCGCCGCUGGAGUUUAAGACAACGUGUAUAGGAUAUGGUCGUUACGUCAUCUAUUACAACGAAAGGCUGGACGGAGUUGCUUACCCUGAGAGAUACCAAUAUCAGAGUUCAUACACAGAAUUAUGUGAAGUGAAAAUACAAGGCUGUAAUAAAGCUGGUGUUUAUGGAAAUAACUGUAGUAUUCCCUGUCCGGUCAACUGUCAAAAGCAGAGUUGUAACAUUGUCAACGGAACAUGCCUAGGGUGUAAUCCUGGAUACGUUGGAAUAAUGUGCCAAACCGAGUGUCCUUGGAGGUGGUAUGGUGAAAAGUGUAAAAGCGAAUGUUCCGGUCACUGUAAAGGAAACAUUUCCUGUAACCACGUGACCGGAAAUUGUGACGCAGGAUGUGCAGCUGGAUGGAUGGGAGAGCAGUGUGACCAACGAUGUAAGAACGGAACUUUUGGUGAAGAUUGUGCUCAAAACUGCAGUAUCUACUGUUUUGGAGGCACUUCCUGCAAUAACCAGAAUGGACGCUGUGAAAAGGGUUGUUCUCCAGGAUAUAGGGGAAAUCUCUGUAAUGACAGUAAGUCACUUUUACACUGUUUUUGGCCAUCCAUGUAA
Messenger RNA from Saccostrea cuccullata (small rock oyster), 918 nucleotides. Its product is annotated as multiple epidermal growth factor-like domains protein 10. The transcript has 5 exons. NCBI's taxonomy places the organism in Eukaryota, Metazoa, Mollusca, Bivalvia, Ostreida, Ostreidae. Gene Ontology annotation, biological process: heterophilic cell-cell adhesion. The record is from RefSeq and is a predicted model, not a curated record. Gene Ontology annotation, cellular component: focal adhesion. Gene Ontology annotation, molecular function: scavenger receptor activity. Bases 97 to 918 code for a protein of 273 amino acids.